CAAGUGGCCAGUGCGAGAGCGAAAGAUGCCCAAAGAAAACGGAAAGGACAAUGAUAUUAGGUAGCGAACUAUUUCAAGUGGUAUUUAGCUAGUCCGGUUCAUUUGAUUGUUUUUGUGGAUAUGAAAACGUCCAGACAAAGGGAAACAGAGAAUGUGAAGCUCCGUUUUGCUUAAUCAACCCCUCUUACCGAAAGCUGAUAUAUGAUAUGGAAGAGGGGGUACAUUGAGGGAGAUCACACAAGCAAUACCUGCAUUCUCCAGCUCGCGGUAUCUACUGGGAUGCAUCAGAAGUGGAUCAAAUGCCAUGACUUCCAUGCAAUGGAGGGUUUACGCUUCUCUAUGGGCUCAUUGGGGAUUUCCAAGACCGUUCUGCCCAUUCAAGGCUUCGGUGCAGCGGUUCUAGGGCUGAUGCUGUUGGUGACAAUGAUCACAGCAGGUUCACCUGCAGCAGUAGACUGGCCUUCGUUGGAUCCCACCAUGUUGGAAGAGUUUCAGGAAGAAGUACCAAGCUGGACUGAAUCACCCUCAGCCUUAUUAGUUUCACACACUGAUGCCUCUGAGCACCUAGAUGACACUACAACUAUAGCUCUCCUUUCACCUGGUCCCCUACCACUUGAAUCACCUUCUAGGUCUAGUGACCCCCUGUCCACUCCCCCUUGUAGCUCUUCAGAGCCUGCGAUUGUCCUUCAGAAACACCCUGAAGGCCCAGCCCGACUCUCAAGGGACAUGAAGCUCUCUGGGCCUAUCUCAACCAUGGCAGCUACCUCUUCAACCCUUGUUACAGUACCACACCAGAAGCUUCUCGGACCACAGUCCAACAUAUCCACAACACCCUUGAACUUCUCUACAGCCACCAGUGGGACUACGUCUCCACAGUUUAUUGUCCCAAACUCUAAUGAAAGAGCUUCAGAUGAACCUCCAUUAUUACCCCCCAGCAACCUGCAAGACUCAUCAAAACAGAGAACUCCUGCACGUAUGACAUCACUUCCGGUUGGACCCCUCAACCUGCCUAGACUGCCUGUUGACAAUCUGGUAGAUGUAGCAGCCCUGUCAGACCAAGCCAGCCCAGAGUCUAGACCUAAUCCAGAUGUGUCCCAGAGUUUAGGCGAUCUCUCGCUGGAUCACAAACUGCCUCUUGAGCCCUCCAGUAGAUUAAUCGAUCUGGAUCACCUGCGUCCCAGCAGUGAGCUCAUGCAGAAGGAUGAUGCUGCCCAAGGUAUUUACAUGCUCCUGAAGCCAUCGCCUGAAAUGCAGCUGGCUCCCAGCUAUGUGCCUUUCCUGAGCCCACAGACCACGUCCUCCUCAGCCGAGCCCACCAUGGUCCCUACUGAGGACUUCUUCCCCACCAACACCAUGGAGGUGGACUGGGGCUCCGGAGACCACCCGGAGACCGUGUCCUAUAUGGGCUCGGAGGGCGACGACUUCUCACUGGUCACCAACCUUCCCACAGACAUGUACGACCUGGAGGACUCCAAUGCGGAACGCUACGACACCUCCUUCCCCUCCAGGGUUGGCGUGUCCUUCUCCUCGAUGCGUCACGUGACGUCUUCACUUAGUCUCACUACAACAGAUCUCAGCUCUGGUGUUAGAAGUGUGGCCCCCACAUCUGUUCCUCCCUCUAUCCAUCCAUAUCCCAGUCACUCAAUGCUAGCCUCAACACCAACACCUCAAGGUAGUCUACCAGAAGGUUCAGGCAUAGACUGGACAGAUAACUUCACUGUUGAACCAACAGACCUUCUCCUACCAGACAUGAACAGCCUGGAGUACUACACCAUCCAGCUGACCAAGGAUGACUCUGAAGAACACAGAGGCACCAAUGUGACCACCACCUCCAGACAUUUCUCCCUGAUGUCCAUCAGCACCAUCCACAUCAUGGCCACCAGCAUGUUCACUGAGGACCCCAGCCACAUGCUCACAGCAUCCUAUGGAGUGGAGGUCCAGCCUUCUGACAACACUACCUGGAUUAAAGAGUCCUCUGAUAUAUCUGGCUCAGAGCCUCUCAAUACGACCACAGCAGACGCCACGGAGAUGACUUCUCUAAAUUUCUCAGUGCCGUUCCUGGAGCCUUCAUUAGCGCCAACCCCCUCCAUGGACCUGUCAUCCUCCCUGUGGGGUGUCACUGGUCAGGUGUCCUCCGGGGAAUGGAUUAGCCCUGUGGCCACCUCCAGUGUCGGACUGGACAGCAGCUCUGUAUUAGUGUCUGUGCAGCCUAGUGCUAUGGCCUCUGAGACAGACAUCCAGUGGUAUGUGUCCCCCACCGCCACAGAGACGGCCCUCCUCAGCACCUUUCUCGUCACUCCUGUGUUGACCACCUCUGUCGCCUUCACCCCAGUGCCUGGUCAAACAGAAUUACCCCCUGAUGUCACCUCAGGCCCCACAGAGCGAGCUACAAAUACCACCACAUUUCCCCCGGUGUCAGUCAUGGCUGACCAAGGUAUUGAUACGGAUAGUCCUGUCACAGCAGUGACAAACGUCAGCCAGAGUACACUUAGCACCGUAGACACCCCCUCCACAACUGAUCCUGCCACCACCACUACUACUACCACCACCAUCACCACUAAGGCCUCUACAACAACUGCUCUGGCCACCACCACUACCACCACCCCCUUAAACAUAGCAACCACAAAAAGCCCGCCUACAACCAUUGGCCGCCAGUACCUCUGUAAUGUCUCCAAGCCUGUGUACUUUGUUAAAGUCGGUUUUCCCCCUGGAGCCACUGUUGGAUAUGCCAAAUCCCAAAUCCGAGACAUACUGAAGACUGAAUUCAAUAAGUCAAUUGAAUUGCAGGUUGCUAAGAGCCCUCCAGACUUUGUGUUCCGGGCAGUGUCGGGUCCCGUGGUGUUCACAGCCAUAUCUGUCAUCAACGCCCUGCGCCAGUCAGGCCGACGCUUCCAGCCCAUCUCACAUUACUGGAAGGUACCAGACCACCAGUACCAAGUCCACUCAGUGCUGCAGUUUGUGCCCAGCCACGUCGACGUGCGAGUCUGCAACUUCAGCGAGCGCAUUGAGAAAGGCCUUACCAUGGCAUACGCCGAAGUGCGCCGACGCGCACAGGAGUCCACCAACUUCACUGUGCACAUUGUGAACAUCACCAUGAAUCAGCCCAGGAGUCAGCAGAGGGAGCCAGUGAACGUGACCUUCGCGGUGCGUGAUGCCGUCGGCUACCUGAAGGGGUCAGAGGUCAGCAACCACCUGAGGCUGCUCAACAUGGUGGAGUUUAGCUACUACCUGGGCUUUCCCGUGCUGCAGAUCGCCGAACCUUUUCACUACCCAGAGUUGAACACCACCCAGUUGCUUCGCUCGUCUUGGGUUAGAACAGUGAUGCUGGGUGUCCUGGACCAGGGGGUGGACGGGCGGACCUUCCAGGCCAAGAUGGAGCGUCGUGUGGCCCUGCUGCUGGGAGAGGUUCUGAGGGCAGCCAGGCGUAACAAGAGGGCCACCAGCGUGGCCAACCACAGUGUUCAGAUUGUGAGUACGACCAGGCUGGUGGGAGCGGACCACCCUCUGGAUAUGGUGUACUUUGUGGACCAGCUAGGACAGCGGUUGCCUGCCAUCACCACGGCCAACAUGCUGAACAGACUGGAUGUGCAAAGGGCAGCCAUCGUGUUGGGCUACAGAGUACAGGGCAUCCUGGCUACACCUGUGGAGAAGGUGGCAGGGUACCCUCCUCCAGACACGGAGAACACCAGCAUGUGGAUCACCAUAGGCGUGGUGGUGCCGCUAGGCGUGGUCAUCGUCAUCAUCUCCAUCCUCUACUGGAAGCUGUGUCGCACCGACAAGUUGGAGUUCCAGCCUGACGCCAUGACCACUGUCCAGCAAAGACAGAAGUCCGCUCAACCUUUCAGGGAAUCAUCGUUCAGGGAAUCAAGGUCUCCUCUUCCAAUCAAGAGGCAAAUAAUGAUUAGUGAGAGUGAGGAGGAAGAGGAGGGGGAAGAAGAGGAAGAGGAAGAUGAGAGAAAGGGGAAGGGACCAAACCUUCCUCCUCCCAAGCCAAAGCCCAAGCAGAAAAGUGAGAGCUAUGAGGAAGAAGAGGAGGAGGAAGAAGAGGAGGAGGAAGAAGAGGAGGAGGAAGAAGAGGAGGAGGAAGAAGAGGAGGAGGAAGAAGAAGAGGAGGAGGAGGAAGAUGAGAGAAAGGGGAAGGGACCAAACCUUCCUCCUCCCAAGCCAAAGCCCAAGCAGAAAAGUGAGAGCUAUGAGGAGGAGGAGGAGGAAGAAGAAGAUGAGGAGAAGGAAGAAGAGAAGAAGACAACUGUGUUGAAAGGGAAGCAGAAGCUCCAGGCUCCCAGUGUGAAGGGCUUUGACUUUGCAAAGCUGCACCUGGGCCAGCACAGUAAAGAUGACAUCAUGGUAAUCCAGGAGCCUGGUGCCCCCGGGCCCCCACCACCCAUCUCCAACACCAAGGAGAGUGCCGCCACCUCCAAGAACGGUGAGGUCCCCACCCCCAGGUCAAAAGGGACCUCCGUCUCCUCCACCAAGGCGUCCCGCAGCACACGCAGGCGAGGAAGGGACAGGAUCUCUCCGUCGGACAGGGACUCCAUGGUGAGCGCUGGGUCCGGUGAUCGUGAGAAGGAGUUAGCCGAGGAGAACCUGAGAGCCUUCGCCAUGCCCAACGACAGCAAGCAGGCCCGCAAGAUCCCAAUCAAUGUUUUAAAUGGUCCUCCUCCCAUGAACGGCCAUGACGAGCAUCUCUCCUCUACCUCCAUCUUUGAGCAUGUGGACCGCAUGUCGCGCUCGGCCGACGGCACCCGUCGCCUGUCCAAUAAGAUUCAGCUGAUCGCCAUGCAGCCCAUGGCUGUCCCGCCCCAGCACCACAGCCCCACUGUCAACGGUAUUAACGGCAGAGGGCCAGAGACACACAACAGCUUUAACAAGGAGAUCCAGGUGGCGUUGAGGCAUAAGUCUGAGAUCGAGCACCACCGUAACAAGAUCCGUCUGCGGGCCAAGAGGAAGGGUCACUAUGACUUCCCGGCCAUGGACGACCUGGUGGACAACGGUCUGACCACUGACCCCAAGGACCAGGACCACAUCUACCACAAGGCCCAGAUGCAGAUCGACAAGAUCCUGAACCCUGACAUUCACAUGCCCUCACUGUUCAUGGAGCCUAAAAAGAGUGGCAGGGGGAGGCGUUCUCCCAAGCAGAGGAAGAAGCACCAGCUGAACGGCAGCCUGACUGACGCAGACAAGGACCGGCUCAUCUCCAACGACAGUGACGGCACCUACAGGAAAUACCCUGGGGUCAACAACGUGGCCUAUGUGUCGGACCCUGACCAGGCCCCAGAGUCUGGGACCCCCUCCCCCAACGACGACGUGUUCCUGGGCCCCAUCUCGCCGCCUCCGGGGCACGCCCCUCCCCCGCCCCCCUACAUGCCCCCCCAGCCCUCCAUCGAGGAGGCCAGGCAGCAGAUGCACUCCCUGCUGGACGAUGCCUUCGCCCUGGUCUCCCCCACCUCCCAGGGCAGCACGGCCGGCAUCACCCUGCCCGGUGUCAACUCCAACCCCCCCAGCUCCAGCCCCCCACCUCGUGGUGGAGCCCGCCCCUGGGGUACUACCUACCCAGCCCUCAGCCCGUUCUCCUCAAGAUACGCUGAGUUAGGAAUGUCCCCUCCUUCACUCCAAGGCUUACUACAGAGACAGGGCCUGGGCUCCAACUACCCACCAGGUGACCCAGGACAUGUUGACCAGCUCCCUCCAGAGAGCCACUACUCCACCAGGGGCCUGUACACUGAAGACCUGCCCUCCUCUACCAGGCCACGGCCAGUAGGGGGCACCACAGGUAACCAGCUCAAUCACCUGAACCAGGUGGAUCUUGGGAGCCGGAUCAAGGGGGGGUACCCAUUAGGUGGCAGGGCACCUCCAGGUCAGACUGGAGGCUCAGGCUGGGCACCCUACUCUGACGGUGACUUCAGACCCACCAGAGACCCUGUUCUUCUGGGCUACCCUGACUCCUCCUCCUCUAUGUUCCAGAUGCCUAGUAGGAGUUCCCUAAGGGAGCCCUCUGCCCACCUGGACAUCUACCCCCCCGAGGAGUCCUCUCCCCCAAACCACUCCUCAGCCUCCCUCAUCAAGGCCAUCAGGGAGGAGCUGCUGCGCCUCUCUCAGAAACAGCAAGCCGUGCCCAGUUACCACAGCUGAGACAGACGGCCUCCUCUGGUCCUCAGUGAACCUCUACUGCUACAUCCACCAGUCGUAUCGCUGCCCCUGCCUGCCUGCUCCAACCUAGCAAUGCUUCCCAUGGAAGUUCUGUUGUACAGAAGAGAGACAGUACUCCUGGGCUGCGUCAAGGUGGCUAUUGGCAAACUAGUCCAAACUCAAUGAGAUGACAUCAUAUAUGCCACUAGUAGCCUAAGCAUAGAUGGGGUCAUUAUAUGAAUGACCUGUUCUCUAAGCUCUGGCUCUCUGACCCAGACCCCUGUACCUGACCCAGACUGUCCUAUAGCAUACAGUGUACUACAGUAUAAGUGACCCUAGAGGUUUAAGGGAGAAGGUGUGAACUGAAUGGUUGGCCAUGACCACUGAUCCCUGCCCAGUUGUUUUUCAUUUGAGGUGUUGCUUUUGUUCUUUUUAAACAGCAGUCUAGACUGUGUGUGUGUGAUGAUGAUGAUGAUGAUGAUAAUAAGCAAUGUGGUUUGAUAUUCUCUCUCAUGCUGCCUUGACAUCCUAACAAUAUUUUACAGUACAGUGGUCUUUCUCUAUCAGUAGGACAUCUUUCAUUUAGGCUCCAAACAUUGAUACCAUGUUACCUUUUAACUGUGAUGCUUCUUACCAUUACAAUACAGGUUUUGUUUUUGAAGAGGCUCUUCUCCUCCAUCAUCUUCUGGUGCUUCUUUAAACGCUUUGUGUUUUCUGCCAUGAUAUGGAGGGGUGAUAUGCACACACUCCAUGAAACCAGUUGUCCCAGGUGCUGGAUGAAGCUGUUCUACAUUGUUUUACGCCUUGAGCCACACAAUGCCUUGUGUUGUGACAGAGUGAGUCAGUUCAACUGUCUCAAUCUACUAUACAGCUAAGGUCAGAGUUCGGGGGGACAACACUAGACACAAAGAGCUGCAAUAAUUAUACUGCAGCAACUCCCAUACAUUAUUAUUUAUUUGACCAGGAAGGGCUCAUUGAGAUUUGAAAUCUCUUUUUCAAGAGCGUCCUGGCAAAGAUGAGCAGCACCAAGUCAUUACACCAUAACAGACAAACUACAAGUAAUCUAGUAAAAACCACAGGGAUAUAACGAAAUCAUAAAACAACAAAGGCAUUCCAAGGCGAUGGCGCAGAGUACAUAAAAGCCCUUUUACCAAAUUCAGUUUGGACAUACGGAACAGUUAGCAGGAUUAAGUCCUGUGAACGAAGAGAGUACCCACCACAUUUCUGAAGAAAAGAAAAUGCCCACAUAAAAUGGUAAUAAACAUUACUUUACCAAUGCAACUACAUUGACUUUGUUGUCAACAUCUUCAGCACAAUGUCCACAUUUGACCUUAUAUAUCCAGGUUGUUGAGGAUGCUACCUUGUUAGGACUUUAAAUUCCAACAUAUGGUGAACCUACAUGACAACAUUAUUUCUAUAGUUAUUACACUAAGAUCAUUUAUUGUGUAUAAUAAUUCAUUUGUGGCAUUUUAUAAAAUGUUCUGACCUGCAAACAAAUCAAAGUGAUUGACAGUACCUUUACAUGCAGAUUGCAGCGCCUAUUCAAUGUUAUUAAGCUAAUAGAUCCAGGCAUGCAAUCUGAUCUAUUUCAUUCACUGUAUGCAAACUACUGGGUUGCACUUGGCUUUUCUCAGUGAAUAUCCUUCAAGUCACACCAACUGAAAUGUAAUUGAAAGAUUCAUAGGUCAAGUCAAUUAUGCAUUGUAUUGCUGAAGGAAAUGCAGUAUUUUCUCAGCUGAGAAACUGGGUCAGUGCUCACACUCGUUCAAUCUCCAGGGUAUUUAUUCUUCAUCUAUUUCCUCCUUUUUCCACGCAGUAUUGAAAUGUUCAGCUACAUGUACUGUGUUUUAAUUGUUCGCAGUUUACUGCUCAGUCAAUCUGUCAACUUGAGAUGUUUUGUGCAUAUUAUGUUAUUUUUAUUCUUGAAUGGACUUGCCUCGUGUUUUAUUUCCUCCAUUUGUCUUUGUUCAAUAUUUUUUUUACAUUUUGUUCAGUAACAUUUUCAACAAACUCCACACACAUUGCUUUGCUGUGGGCAUUGAAGUGAUAUUUCAAUAAAAUAAAAUAAAAGAGAAAUUAUUGAUUUUAGUUGUAGGGUUAAACUACAUUUAUUCACUGACUUGGAUGAAUUAAUACUAUAUCAGUGUUGAACAUUGUCCCAAAUACUGUAUAUCCCAGUUUCACUCCACAACACUCUUAUCCAAAGCAACUUACAGGAGAAAUUAGGGUUAAGUGCCUUGCAUAAGGGAACAUCGACAGAUUUUUCUCCUAGUCAGCUCAGGGAUUUGAACUAGUGGCCUUGUGGUUACUGGCCUAACACUCUUAACCACUAGGCUACCUGCACCGGCUACAGUACUAUACACCAGACACACACUACUAUGGCUCCUCAUGACCAACAUGUACCUUAUGGAUCCCCCUCCCUUUGGUGCUCUCAUACUAAUGUCCCCCAUCCUGUCUCAUUCUACUUGCCUGUCUGUCUGUUCGAGAGUCUUAACCAGGCUCUGUUCACUCCAACAACCAUUGACUGUUUUGGAUCAUAGUACAGUAUGGCAUUUUGUAACUACUGUAGUCUCAAUAUUAAGUUACAGGAUUUUCUCUCAACAAGGGUUCUAUAGGUCUUAACAGUUGGUGCUAAAGUGUGUGGUUUAUUACCAUCUAAUAUUCAACACUGUUUCUGGAUGUAGAUUUGCACCCAUGCAGUUAGAUUGUAAACUGAGUUACCUGUAGUGAUUUGACUCCUAGUUGGUCUGAUUGGCUUCAUUCACAACACUGUGCUGUACCAUACUGUACUGGAGAAGAGGGUCUGUUAAAUGACAAUGUACAAUGUACUGUAUGCCUCCACCUGCUGGUUCUGCAACUCCCAUGCACAUCUCUCAGAUUUAGUGAGAGAUGUUUUCCCUUUGUUUUUGACUGUUGUCUUGUUUUAUUGUGAAGAUCAUACUUUGUGUUGGCUGGACCAACCAUGUUUAAUGUGUUUGACUUGUUGAGUUGCAUGUUUCAUUCAUGUACACUACCGUUCUAAAGUUUGGGGUCACUUAGAAAUGUCCUUGUUUUUGAAAGAAAAGCACAUUUUUCAGAAAUACAGUGUAGACAUUGUUAAUGUUGUGACUAUUGUAGCUGGAAACGACAAUUUUUUGUUAUGGAAUAUCUACAUAAGUGUACAGAGGCCCAUUAUCAGCAACCCAUCACUCCUGUGUUCCAAUGGCACGUUGUGUUAGCUGAUCCAAGUUUAUCCUUUUAAAAGGCAGAGUUGCAAAGAAAAAUCCAUAUCUCAGACUGGCCAAUAAAAGAUUGAGAUGGGCAACAGAACACAGACACUGGACAGAGGAACUCUGCCUAGAAGGCCAGCAUCCCAGAGUUGCCUCUUCACUGUUGACGUUGAGACUGGUACUAUUUAAUGAAGCUGCCAGUUGAGUACUUGAGAGGCGUCUGUUUCUCUAACUAGACACAAAUGUACUUGUUCUCUUGCUCAUUUGUGCACCGGGGCCUCCCACUCCUCUUUCUAUUCUGAUUAGAGCCAGUUUGCGCUGUUCUGUGAAGAGUGUAGUACACAGCAUUGUAUUAGAUCUUUAGUAUCUUGGCAAUUUCUCACAUGGAAUAGCCUUCAUUUCUCAGAACAAGAAUAGACUGAUGAGUUUCAGAAGAAAGUUAUUUGUUUCUGGCCAUUGAGAGCCUGUAAUCAAAGCCACAAAUGCUGAAGCUCCAGAUACUCAACUAGUCUAAAGAAGGCCAGUUUUAUUGCUUUUUUAAUCAGAACAACAGCUUUCAGCUGUGCUAACAUAAUUGCAAAAGGGUUUUCUAAUGAUCAAUUAGCCUUUUAAAAGGAUAAACUUGGAUUAGCUAACACAACGUGCCACUGGAACACAGGAGUGAUGAUUGCUGAAAAUGGGCCUCUGUACUCCUAUGUAGAUAUUCCAUUUUAAAAUCUGACGUUUCCAGCUACAAUAGUCAUUUACAACAUUAACAAUGUCUACACUGUAUAACAAUGUCUACACUGUAUUUCUGAUCAAUUUGAUGUGAUUUCAAUGGUCGAAAAAAUGUGCUUUUCUUUCAAAAAGGAUAUUUCUAAGUGACUCCAAACUUUUGAACAGUAGUGUAAGGCUGUGUGUGGUUUGUUUUCCAUUUGUGUUGUGCAUGCUGUUCCAAAAGAAACACUUUUAAAAACCAAUGAAACCCAA
Molecule: messenger RNA, 10307 nt
Organism: Oncorhynchus keta (chum salmon)
Lineage: Eukaryota; Metazoa; Chordata; Actinopteri; Salmoniformes; Salmonidae
Product: UPF0606 protein KIAA1549-like
Exons: 24
Coding region: 202-6132 (1976 amino acids)
Source: RefSeq, a predicted model, not a curated record